This is a messenger RNA of Vanessa tameamea, 1030 nucleotides long. It is a transcript of the gene RPA2, whose product is annotated as Replication protein A2. The record is from RefSeq and is a predicted model, not a curated record. The coding region runs from base 151 to 951 and encodes 266 amino acids. Gene Ontology annotation, molecular function: single-stranded DNA binding. Gene Ontology annotation, cellular component: site of double-strand break; nucleus; DNA replication factor A complex. The transcript has 6 exons. Lineage: Eukaryota; Metazoa; Arthropoda; Insecta; Lepidoptera; Nymphalidae. Gene Ontology annotation, biological process: nucleotide-excision repair; double-strand break repair via homologous recombination; DNA replication.
AAUUAUCUACUAACUAAUUUAUUGUAUACUAGCUAGUGUUUAUACUUUAUAGUUUUUUUACUUUUAACAAAAAACUUUGUUCACUCAAUUUAGUAGUUAUUUGUUUAGUAAAACCAGUUUUAUACAUUUAUACAAGUUAUUAUUAUCAAAAUGUGGAAUGACCAAUCAGUUGCUGGUGGUGGAUUCUUUAAUUCACCAAAUCAAUUUGGAAAUGUCACCACACCAAACCAAGGACAGAACAAAACGGGAAGAAGAGCUUCUCGCACUGCUCCAAUUGUAAUAAAACAAGCUUUACAUUCCGGAGACGAAGGCAUAAAGAUUUGGGGAACAGAAAUACAAAUUGUAUCACUUGUCGCUAGAGUCAAAAAUAUAAGAGUUCAAAGUACUAAAAUAACGUACACUAUACAAGACAUAACAGGUAGAAUGAGAGCAGUUCUAUGGUUAGAACAAGAUGCUAUGGAUGAAGAUGCUGAUACAUCCAUGCCAAAAAUUGAAGUUAAUGAUUACAUACAAGUUUAUGGAAAUGUAAAAACCAAUAAAGGCAAAAAAGUUGUAAUGGCUUUUAAAAUCAUGCCAGUUGCUGAUGUGAAUGCUAUUACGUUCCAUUAUUUGCAAUGUAUCAAUAAUAAAUUAAAAAUGGAAGCUGAUUCUAAGAAGACAAAACCAAAUGAGGAUUCAACAUUUACCAGUGGAUUGCCGGCCAAUUCCAUGGUUGGUAUCGAUGAUAAUGCUUCAGUAAAUGGACUAAAUGCAAGGCAAAUGAUGGUCUAUAAUCUAAUUCGUGCUUCUACACUUGAACAAGGCAUAAGUAAGCAGGACAUUUAUGCCAGCUUGAAAGAUCGGAUGUCUAAUGUGGAAUUCGGAAAUAUCCUAGAAUGGAUGUGGGGUGAAGGACACAUAUAUUCAACAAUUGAUGAAGAACAUUUUCGUGCUACUGAUGCGUGCUUCUAAAUAUAUCCAAUGAAACUAAUGUUAAGAAAAAUAUGAUUUAAUUUUUGUAUCUUAAAUAAAAUAAAUAUAUUUGCAAAAA